AUGGUCUCCGUCGAUGACAUGCGAGUCUUCAAGAGGGCACGCCUUCUCCAUGAUCUCGAUGAAGUUAUUCGUCUCGAAGUAGGUGGAUGCGAGAAUCUGACGAAGUUCACUGUUCAUAAGACCGUGCUUUGUCCUUCAAGUCCUUUCUUCGAAUCCGCCUACAAACCAGAAUGGAUGACAGCAGAGGAGCGCGUCAUCAGACUCCCAAACGAUGACCCCAUCGCUGUGCGAGCAAUGGUCUAUUGGAUGUAUCACAACAUCAUCUGCAUAUCCGGUGAGAUGGACGAGCUUGAAAUUGGGAAUACGGAGGAGGACGCCAUGAAGAGCGCAUAUGGCUUGCUCGCAAAGCUGUAUAUCCUUGGGGAAAAGUUUCAAAUGCCCAGACUGAGAAACGAUGCAAUCGAUGCGAUUCUCUACCGCUACGAGAGCACAGGCAGUUUCGACAUUGGUAUUAACUCUUACGUCUAUGCUAACACCUCCGGCGAUUCUCCUCUUCGCAAACUUCUCGUCCACAUUGCACUCGAUAACUACAACAAGCCCCAAAUUGGCUCCUUCAAGGAGAUGCUGUGCGGAGAGCUUAUCUUCGACUUGGCUAAGGUCCCUUUCAGCGAAGAGAUGGAAGUUGAGAAAGCUCGUACCGGCUAUGGGUACCCCAUAGAUGAUUUCUGCAACAAAUUCCACGUACAUCCUAUCAACCGCGUUAAGAAAUGCGAGAACCUGACGAAUUACGUACUCGACUCAUGA
This is a messenger RNA of Cadophora gregata, 744 nucleotides long. RefSeq lists its product as uncharacterized. NCBI's taxonomy places the organism in Eukaryota, Fungi, Ascomycota, Leotiomycetes, Helotiales, Ploettnerulaceae. The transcript is spliced from 2 exons. The coding region runs from base 1 to 744 and encodes 247 amino acids. Gene Ontology annotation, molecular function: protein binding. The record is from RefSeq and is a predicted model, not a curated record.